Molecule: messenger RNA, 579 nt
Organism: Rotaria socialis
Lineage: Eukaryota; Metazoa; Rotifera; Eurotatoria; Philodinida; Philodinidae
Source: the annotation of a GenBank genome assembly
AUGGAAUUAAACAGCGAAAUAGAAGAAGACUUGCGUCGUUUAAACAAUUCAACAUCUAUUGCCGAUAACCAAUACGAAGAAUUAAUUGAUAAGAUUUUUUCAAUAUUUACAUCGGCAAAUUCUAAUAUUGAAUUUUCGACUUCAUUUGAUAGACGUCUUGUAUCAUCUAUACUAACAUUUAUAUUCGAAUGCGUUAAAUAUGAUUUUGAUGAAACAUCGAUUCGUUCGAAAUUAGACGAUUUACAAUUUACAAAUAAAAUUCGUCAAGAUCGAUUUUUAAAUCAAUUCAAUAAAAAUCUACCAGUGAUUCAAUUAUAUCUUAAACAAAAAUCCAUCGAACACGAUCGUUUAUUAGACGUAAAUUGGCGGUUAGAUUUACAAUUGAAAACAAAUUAUACUGAUAAACUAUUACAACCGAUUUAUAUUCUCGAUUGGACUAAACGAGAAAAAUAUACAACUAAAAUCGAUCAUAUUCAAUUCAGUUGUUCACAAGAAAGUUUACAAGAGCUUUUAGAAAAAUUAAAAGAUGCUCAAAGUGUUCUUCAUCAAAUGCAAUAUCAGCAACAAACUAAAAAAUGA